ACACACACACACACACACACAGACUGCAGCAUGGGGAUUCGUGUCGAGAUGGAGAUGUUGGCGGUUCUGCUGUUGCUGACUCCCAUUGUAAGUGAUGGCUUGGUGGUGCCCAAGUGCCAGCUGGUGGAUCAACUAAUGUUCACUGUACCUCCAGAUGUGCCAGACCGUGAAACCCAGGUGGCAAAGAUCGCGUGCCAUGCGGAUAUAACUUCGCAUUUUGACACCAGCAUCGUCAACGAAGUUUCUCCACAGGAUGUCAUUGGAAAGCGCAAGACCAGAGGUGCCCCCAAAAUUAACAAACCCCCUAAAACCACUAAACCCCCUCCUAAAUCCAGCACUAAACCCCUCCCAAAAACCACGCAGAAGCCUAAAGCCCAAUCCACAACCCUAGUUCCAAAGCUUCAAGAUGUAACUCGUGAGCCCAUGAUCAACAAGACCAAUCUACCAAUUCACCCCCAAUCCAACUAUUCGCAUACUGAUUAUGCCAUGGCUCCACCACCUCCUCCCAGUUUCAACUCCACAUACAUCGAUCCCCGUGAUAAAAGAGGUGUCAGCGGACUGUGGAAGCUAUACGGAGUGUUCCAGUUGGCUGAUCGUGUUGCCUGCGCCUCUCCCAAAAAACCCUCCUUCAACAUCUGCAACCUGAGCUGCGAUAAGCUGAUUGAUGAUGACAUCACUGAUGACAUCAACUGUGUCUUGACCAUCAUUAAGAGCAAGCCCAACAGGAAGACAAAUCCUGAGGGUCAGGAAGAGGCUAACAGGCUCAUCAGGACAAUGAACGACAUGUUAAUGAGCACUUGUCCCAACAUGGACUACACUCAGUACCUUGCUGAGUGUAAUGGCGAAUAGUCGCAACACGCUACACACUCAGACACACUCAGAUUUCUUCUUUGCCAGCGAUGGGGCUAUUCUGGGCUUCUCUCAUCUUCUCUGAACGAGGCUAAAUCCUGUUGCGAGUUGUAAGACUGUAGUAAGACUGUUGAAUGAUUGUAUAUGACCUGUAGUGAAUACUAGAACGUGGCUUGUCUGAUUUGGUUGAAUUAUGUGUUGGAUAAUUGUUCAGUUGCAAUAUCAAGUCAACCCUUUAACUGUAAGAGCUGAUGCCAGAACACUGAUGGUAGUGAGGUAUAUUCAGAACGGAAAUACUAUUUUUAAUUUCAAACAGCUAUUAUUGUUUUAAUGCAUGCUUUCUCAAGGAAUAAAGAAAGUUUCAUAUUCCAGCUAUGAUACCAGAGAUUAAUAUCUGAUUAUUAGAUUUCAUAUAUAUACAUUUCACUGGGAAAAGGAUGUCUUUCGCUUUGGCUAAACAAGAUAAUAAACGUUGCUGAGUAGAUAUCCAAGUAAACGGUCCUCUUGUCUUGUAUUUCAUUCUCACAGCAGAACUUUAAUAACUUUAAUAACAUUGUUCAAAAUUGAGCUCACUGGAUAGUUCGGAGAACACCAUUCGGAUGAUUGUCAUACAUGCCAUUUAUUCUAACAAAUCUGACCCAAACACUAAUCUAUAUAAUCGUAACCAGCCUUUCGAAAUGAGCUGACCGUUUAAACACCAGGUUUCCGAGAGCAGGGACACUUUCAGUGCUUGGAAACCUUAAAGUGCUCCAUUAUUUUCAAUCAUGUUAAUGGAGAACAACAUUGUGAAUUUGGAGUAAUAAAGAAAUAAACGAUGUUUUCUAGUGUUAAAGAAUAGAAAAACAGCACUGUGGAUUUUAAACACUAGUUAAAUAAAAGAACCCCAGUACAUGACCUGCUUGAUGCAGAUGAGUAAAAAUGCGUCAGAAACACUUUCUGGUGUGAAUUGGUUUAAUUUCUCUAAUUGAGUUUUCUUUUUCCUCUGCGAUCAUUGUUCUUGUCUCCAGCACUUUGCAUAACAAAGUUACAUCCAUAAAAAUGACUAAAGUAAGAGAAAAUAGGUAAGAUUAAAUUACUUGAGUACAUAUAUAAAAUUAAAACAAAUGAGCUAGCUAUGUUAGCUAGCUAGCUGGUUAACUUAGUGAAACGUUUAGCAAGGUCAUGUUAAUUUGUUAACUUUACAGCCAGUUACUGAUUAUUUUUUAGCUUUAUCUUAACAUAACAGACACGUCUUGGCUUUAAUACAAAACUUUAACAGGCCUGCUUAUACAGAAAAAUGAAAAGAUGUGGAUAGCUAAUCAGUCAGCUAGCUAACUUAAUGGCUUUCCUCAGAAAGCUUCCGUCGCUCGGCAGUAAACAGAGAUUACCAUAAUCCAGGUUGAAGUAUUAAAAUUACCUGAUGUAUAAGAGACAGAAAUAGUCAUCAUACACAGCAUCAGUUACCUCAGGAUCCACUUUCUCUUAUUCUGGCACAUUAUUUGGCGCCUAAAGCGUAGAUUACAUUUUGAUUGGCUAGAACAUGUAUCUUGCUCUCAUUUGAUUGGUUUACGGUUUUUGUGGGUUUAUGCCGCCUCCUUGGUUUCAUGGGAAGCCAUUACUACUCUUCAUGAGCAUGGAUCUGUUUUGGUGCCAUCUUCCUGACAUUUUAUACCAGUGUAAACUUUGUGUGUGUGUGUGUGUUUAAAUCUGUUUAAAGUGCUGGAAAUCACAACCCUUUCUUCUUGUUGUUGUAGUUAUUAGUCUGUUUAACUGGUCUCUUGAAUUAAAUGGGUUUAAUCCAAACUGUAAUAACUGGAAAAACAAGUAGCCAUAAAUAGUGUCAACUUUGACCUAAUGUGUGCAUGUUGGUGGA
Messenger RNA from Pangasianodon hypophthalmus (striped catfish), 2701 nucleotides. RefSeq lists its product as uncharacterized. The record is from RefSeq and is a predicted model, not a curated record. The transcript has 5 exons. The coding region runs from base 31 to 849 and encodes 272 amino acids. Lineage: Eukaryota; Metazoa; Chordata; Actinopteri; Siluriformes; Pangasiidae.